Ambispora leptoticha is the source of this 894-nucleotide messenger RNA. The record is from the annotation of a GenBank genome assembly. NCBI's taxonomy places the organism in Eukaryota, Fungi, Glomeromycota, Glomeromycetes, Archaeosporales, Ambisporaceae.
AUGGCUAGUUUAUUUCGAACUUGUAUUCUACGCUCUGCUAGGACAGUUCCACUUAAAAAUCCUUUUGGACAAGCGACUCCAAUCACAAGAAGCUUUAAAAGCUUAAACUUUAAUUCUUCUACAUGCACGUGUCUAAUAUUAAAUAAUUCGACUCGUUCAUUUUCUACGACAAGCAUUCGUUCGUUUUCUACGACUAGCAUUCGUUCUUUGAGUAGUGCUGAUAGGACUCUAGCAGAUCAACUAGCCUAUGAAAUAAAAACCGAAACCGAAAGCUCGUCGUAUACUCCUGAUACACCUGACUUUAUAAAAGAAUUCUUGAGUCGACAAACUUUUAAAAUUGAAGAUAAAACAGGACAUGAUGAGGUUGCUAUAACGCGAGUUUUCGGAAAUGAAACACUCCGAUUACUUUUCUCAGUUUCUGAAGUCACAUCGGCCGAAUCUUCAAGUGAUUCGUUUUCUGACGAGGAUGAUUAUGAAAGUGACGGGGAUGAUUCUGUGAGUGAUGAAAAUGCGGAAGAUGAGGAUGAAGAUUUAUCCGAAGGUACUUUUCCCAUAAGAUGUGUUCUCACUGUUGAAAAGCAAGCCAAAGGAGCAUUGGCUUUUGAGUUGACAUGUGAAGACGGUGUAUUUAUCAUUGACAGCAUCUCAUAUUACAAAGACGGGAAAUUAGCCAAUGAUUUAACAGUAGAAGGAGAUUGGCAAAGGAGAAGAUUAUACCUGGGGCCACGGUUCGAAAACCUUGAUAACGAAGUUCAAAUUUUAUUUGAACGAUACUUGGAGGAACGAGGAAUCGAUACUUCUCUCGCCCUAUUCAUCCCCAAUUACGUUGACUAUAAAGAGCAAAAAGAAUAUCUUGGAUGGCUUCAUAAUGUAAAGAAAUUUGUAGAUGCUUAA